Cyprinodon variegatus (sheepshead minnow) is the source of this 2119-nucleotide messenger RNA. It is a transcript of the gene actr8, whose product is annotated as ARP8 actin-related protein 8 homolog (yeast). Gene Ontology annotation, biological process: double-strand break repair; regulation of DNA-templated transcription. Gene Ontology annotation, cellular component: Ino80 complex. NCBI's taxonomy places the organism in Eukaryota, Metazoa, Chordata, Actinopteri, Cyprinodontiformes, Cyprinodontidae. The record is from RefSeq and is a predicted model, not a curated record. The transcript has 13 exons. The coding region runs from base 130 to 2061 and encodes 643 amino acids.
AAGUACACAGAACGCUUCAGGUAGUCAAAAGCAACGCAGGCUUGAGCCGCACUGUUAGGUUUUAUGUUGCUCUUGGUAAAUAUUCUUUGAAAUGUAAAAAAAAAUAAAUAAAUAAAUAAAAAAGAAGCCAUGACGCAGGCAGAGAAAGAGCAGGACAGCGGGAAGGAGAAGGAAAAGGAGAAAGAGAAGGAGCAACAGCGCGGAGUGAAGAGACCCAUCACUCCUGCAGCAAUCCCUGAACCUCCUCAAGAGCAAAUACAAAGCAGUUUCGUCAUUGUGAUCCACCCUGGAUCCAGAACGCUUCGCAUCGGCCGAGCCACAGACACCCUCCCUAUAACCGUCCCUCAUGUAAUCGCACGGAGACAUAAGCAGGGCGGACAGGCCAGGUAUGAAGAUGCUUGGCUGCUGAGAGACGGCCUGAAUCAGAAGGCAGAGAGCAGCGAACAAAGACAGAAUGGACUAAAAAUGGUGGAGCAGGCCAUCUGGUCCAAGAAGAUGUCCAAUGGUGUGAGACGGACUCCUGUGUCUGCUGAACAGGCCAGAGCUUAUAACUGUCAGAUUCGUCCGGCAGUUCUGGACAGCAGUUCAAGAGUGAAGUGGACAAACACCAGCCACCAUCCCAGUCAUCUGGUGGGAGAGGAGGCUCUUUAUGUGAAUCCAUCAGACUGUUACGACAUCCACUGGCCUGUUGUCAGAGGUCAGCUCAACGUGCAUUCUGGCCCCGGAGGCUCUCUGACUGCGGUGCUGGCUGAUCUUGAAGAUAUCUGGAGUCACGUCAUUCAGAAGCACCUGGAAAUUCCCCUAAAAGAGUUAAAGUACUACAGAUGCAUACUGUUGGUCCCAGACAUCUACAACAGACAUCAUGUAAAAGAAAUCGUCACCAUGUUGCUGCAAAAUAUGGGCUUUUCAGGCAUCAUUGUUCACCAGGAGUCUGUGUGCGCAACAUUUGGCAGUGGGUUAAGCAGUGCUUGUGUGGUGGAUGUAGGCGAUCAGAAAACCAGUAUUAGCUGUGUUGAGGAUGGAGUAUCCCAUCGAAAUACGAGGCUCUGUUUGGCAUACGGAGGUUCUGAUGUGACCCGUACUUUCCUCUGGCUCCUGCAGAGGGCAGGAUUUCCCUACAGAGACUGUCAGCUGACCAACAGGCUGGACUGUCAGCUCCUGCAGCACCUAAAGGAGACCUUCUGUCAUCUGGAUCAGGACAUUUCUGGAUUACAGGAUCAUGAGUUUCAGACACGUUUCCCAGAAACCCCAGCUCUUCUCUACCAAAUUCGACUUGGGGAUGAAAAAUUACAGGCACCAAUGGGUCUUUUCUACCCGAGCACAUUUGGCAUUGUUGGUCAGAAAAUGACAUCACUACAGCACCGUUCCCAAGGCAGCUCAGAAGAUCCGCAUGAUGAACACUACCUGCUGGCCACACAGAGCAAAGGGGACCAGUCCUCCAAAUCUGCAGCAGAACGGAAAGCUGUUUCCAGGCCAAGUGGGGGUUUGGAUUCUGAGAUGGGCUGUCAGGGAAGAAUGGGGGAGAUGUCUGAUGUGCCCAGAGGCUGUGGAAGUGGGAGUGGAGGUGCUGUAGGAGGAGGGAUGCAUGGAGAAAUGGAGCUGGGGCCUGCCCAGGGAGAGGGCCUGAUGGGGUCAGGAGAGGUGGAGGAGUCUCUCUCUUCUCACCAAUCCAGGAAGACGGCCAUCAUCAGCCAAUUUGAGGGCAAAGCCUUGGGACUGGACAAGGCUAUCCUGCAUAGCAUCGACUGCUGUGCAUCAGACGAAACCAAGCGGAAGAUGUACAGCUCCAUCCUGGUUGUGGGAGGGGGGCUCAUGUUUCACGGCGCUCAGGAAUUUCUGCUUCAUCGCAUCAUCAAUAAGAUGCCGCCUUCCUUCAGAAGGCUGGUGGACAACGUGGAAGUUAUCACACGGCCAAAGGAUAUGGACCCCAGGCUGAUUUCAUGGAAGGGAGGAGCAGUGCUUGCCUGCCUGGACACCACACAAGAGAUGUGGAUUCAUCAGAGCGAGUGGCAGCGCUUCGGGGUCCGAAUGCUCAGAGAGAGAGCUGCAUUCGUUUGGUGAAAACAAAAGGGGGCUCUGAAGCUAAAAGUCAGUUUACACAGAAGAAGGUAGACUAGAG